This is a messenger RNA of Chinchilla lanigera (long-tailed chinchilla), 3342 nucleotides long. Its product is annotated as collagen alpha-1(I) chain-like. Lineage: Eukaryota; Metazoa; Chordata; Mammalia; Rodentia; Chinchillidae. The record is from RefSeq and is a predicted model, not a curated record.
AUGGUCUGCCCGGCAGCCCUGCAGGGAGCCCGGGACGGUGGCAGUGGACGCAGCGGUGUCCCUGAGCUGUGUCCUCGUCCUGACCCCAGGCCUGGGUCGGGGCUCGGCUGCACGUGGGGUCAUCGUGCACCCGGGGUGGACACCGCGUCCCCCAGCUCCUGCUUCCUGGCGGCAGCCAAGGCCGGACCCUCGGUGUCCACGAGGCGCCUGGGUCCGCGUGGGCCUGGCGACCCCGUCCUGGGCCCGGCGUGCUCGCGUGCCGGAGCUGGGGACCCCCAUGGGCUGCAAGUGUCCGCAGCUUCCUCUUCUCAGGCAGAAGUGGCCGCGGGGCCCGAGGUGCUUCCCGGCCUCGUGACGUCGCCACGCUCGGAGCGGGGACCCCGAUGCCCGCACGGACCCCCCGCCGCCUCCUGCGCCCCAACUGCUCCGGCUGCACCCCGGAACCCGCACCCAGGACCCGCUCCAGGGCCAGCUCGGGCUCCGGGACCCGGACAGUGCUGGGGACACUGCGCGGUCAGCCUGGGCGGGGUGCUGGCCCCCGGAGAAAACAGGCCGCGCCCCGGCGCCUCGGGGUCACCACCCCGCUCCCCCAGCCCGCCCGGCCGGAAGUCGAGUCCGGAAGCCGCGGCCCGAGGCCCUUUGACCCCGGAGGCCCCGGGGGCUGCAGGGAACCCGGCUGUGCACCGCGGAGCUGCGGAGGGACCCGGGGCAGCCGGGCUCCCCGCACCCCGCACCCCGCACCCCGUUCCGGACCAGCUGCACUUUACGCUGCCUCUGAACCCGGAAGUCCGCGCGGAAAGAGCUUCGAGGGUGCCACGCUGGACCCCAGGCCGGGCUGGAAAUGAAGAUAAAAAGGGGCCGGGCUGCGCACGCUGUGAGCGGCGCUGGGCGGCCCGACCUGCACCUGCACCCUUCCCGCCUCCCGGGGAGUCUGUCCCCGCGGACGGCGAGCGAAGCCCGGCCCCGGCCCGGCCGCCAUCCGGAAACGCUGGACGCUCGGGCUCAGCAGCUCACUCUGCAAACGCCGCAUCGGGUUUCUGCGGCCGGAAUCCCAGGAAUCCCAGGAACGCGCCCGGCGCCUCCCGCCUGCCGCACCUCCUCCUCCCGGGAGCCGGCUUGGAAUUCGGUCCGGCCGGGCGGGGCGGGGCGGGGGACCCCAGCCGGCCACCCUCGGACCCCGCCGGCCUCGGACGGAACACAGCCAGGACCGCAGUGCGCAGCCUGGGCCUCCGUCCGGGGCUGCACCGCACGCUGCCUUUGGCGUCCCGCAGGGCUCUCUCCAGCCCUUUCCCGUUUUCCGGGCGGCCAGGCCGGGAAAAACCAGAACCGGAAUCGCAGGGAGGCGCGGGCAGCGCGGAGCGGCACCGGCAGCCCCGCGUGUUUGUUGGAGGUUGAGCUGGGGCCGCUCCCCGAAGCCCAGGUUGGCCUCCAACGCGGGGAUCCUCCUGCCUCAGCCUCCUGAGUGCUGGGAUGACAGGCGCGCGCGCCACUCCCACGUGCUCAUUGAAGGACGGUUCAGCGCAAAUAUGUUCACCCCGGCCUCCCUGCGGUCGCCCCAAAUUAUUACAUUCACCCCGGCCUCCCUGCGGUCGCCCCAAUUUCCCAGCAUGCUGCAGAGACCUGACUUACCCCGCAGUAUAUUCACAGUGUGUCCGGGUUACCCCCGAUUUCAUCAUUCACCCGGGAUUCACCCCUCACCCCGAUUCCUGCCGCUGUCCCAAGCCCUGAGGCACCCCAAGUUGUAAAUAUUCACCCCAACAUCCGGGUUCACCCCAAAUCAAUGCCAAUCACAAGCUAAACUAAUAAGGCAGGGGUGGCGGCGCCCCGCGGUGAUCCUACCUCGCUGGAUAAAUGGAUUAAGAACAUGUGGCCUACACACGAAGUGGAAUGUUACACAGCCAUGAAGAAGAACAAAAUCCUGCCACAGGCAAUAGAAGGGGUGGUGCCGCGUGGAACAAGCCAGGCCGGGAAGCCAACACUGCCUCAGCCUCCCAAGUGCGGGGAUGGUGGCCGUGUGCCUCUGUGCCUAGCCAGGAAAGGCGCUCUGGAGCCCAAGCCUGGCCCGGAGAAAGUGGGAUCCCCAUCUCUGUGAGGCAAGGGGGACCCUGAGGCAGAGCCGGACUUGGGCUCCGGGCCGCCUCCAGCAUCCUUUUUUAUUUAUUUAUUAUUUACUUAUUUACUUUCCCAGCAUCCUCGCCUGAGCAGCACCCCCGCCUCUGCUCCCAGACUGUUGCACUGGACGCAAACCUCUCCCAUCCCACCCAUGCCGCUGCCAUGGUAGAAGCCUGGUCUUUUCAUGGCUGCGUAGUAUUCCGCCCCGUGUAUUUUCUCCCCCCUCCACCUGCCAUGUGUGCUGAACCUGUUUCCGUCUCUCGGUUGCCACAAACGGUGCUGCCAUAAACACAGGAAAACUCGGGCGUCUCUUCUACGCACUUCCCCACUGCGGUGGUCUCCGCCCACCCCCCAGCCGCCUUCCCAAGGGGAACUGAAACGCCGGUGGCAGGCAUGACAUCUGUGACAUUUUUGUCCCCCAAAAUGUCACAGCGCGCGUGGCUGUGGGAAGGCACCGCCGUGGGCUCCUGUGUCAUGCCCGGCAGUUUUUGUUCUCCGCCCCUCGGAGAAUAACUUUUCCCUGUACCAGGGGAAGGAAGUCUGCUUUGGUGGUGGGGUGGGGGUGGAAAUCAGUUUUUACUGUGGUCCUGUGCCUGUCACACAACCUUGACCAGAAAACUGACCAUUUGGGGUGGGGGCGUACCUUCAAGGUCCACCUCAGGUUCUGCCAGGUGUCAGACCCCGUUCCUUUUCACAGCUGCAUAAUAUUCCUUUCUGAGGCUGGGCCGUAGUUUCUGUAUCUAAACUCCCACCCGCGGGUAUUUGGGUAUUUCCACGUCAGGCAGUUGUGAAGGAUGCCACUACCCUGGGCUCAGAUGUGCAGGUAUUUGGGUCCUUUCUUCAGUUCUUUGGGGGUGAUUGCUAGAAGCACAAUCGCUAGCUUCUACAAUAAUUUGAUCUUUACUUUGGGGAGCCACCGUGCCUUCGGCAAGGGCCUGGAGACCCAGGACGUGGCAGAGGCAGGAGGGUCCUUUUUAUAUGACUGAGCUCAGGCCACCCUGGUCAAGUCUCCCUGCCCGGUCCCUCCCAGCGUGGACGCUUCCUGUCCUGUCCUGGAGCCGAGCCUGAGGUCCAGGCGUGGGCCGCGCCGGCUCCUCCCCGUGUCCCACACGCGUGUCCUCCGUGUGCGUCUGCGUCCUCCUGUCUCUUCUCAGCAGGACCCGGUCCUGUGGGUCAGGGCCACCCUGGGAUUCACUUGAGCUAAUUGUAUUUUUGCAGAACUGGGCUGCA